Messenger RNA from Didymella exigua CBS 183.55, 450 nucleotides. RefSeq lists its product as uncharacterized. The record is from RefSeq and is a predicted model, not a curated record. The transcript is spliced from 3 exons. NCBI's taxonomy places the organism in Eukaryota, Fungi, Ascomycota, Dothideomycetes, Pleosporales, Didymellaceae. The coding region runs from base 1 to 450 and encodes 149 amino acids.
AUGAACUGUCACCUCGCUGAAAUAGGAAGUUGUCUCAUUUUAGAUGCAUCAGAAAAUCCCGUCACGUCUUUAAGACGAAGGAAGCACUCAGGACUGUCGUAUAGAACCGCCGUCGUUAGAAAGGCCCCAACACAUGUGUCAAGAGAUUGUUACCGAAAUGGAGCAAAUGCUACGAUCUUAUUUCUUCGUAAAGAGCGAAGUGAUAUCGGCGGUCUUAGAUGGUUUUCCCACCAGGCUCAGAAGGUUGCAAAGAGCAGCCUAGGUAACGCCGGCUUCCCUGGCCUUCUCAUAGGUGUCGAACAUCCACCGACCGAACUCAUCAGCCCACUGAGACUCAGGACUGAAAGAUCGAGCGGGACUGGAAACGGACAUCUGGCAAGGAAGCGCAUGCGCUACUCAGAAACGAACGCUUUCGCUCGGUCAGGUCCAAGGGCCUACGGACACAAGUAA